AAUGAAAAAAACAGUCACUAAUGAUGCCAAUUUUGUCUGCUAUUGGCUGUUUUUUUCUGUAUGGCUGUAGUGUGCAGGAGGCAGGGGCGCAGGCAUAGCAGAGUGCAGGCGAUCUGGUGCAGGGCAAGGGGAUCUGGUGCAAAGCGCAAGAGCUGGUGCAGAGCAAAGCUAGUGCAGGAAGCAAGGCCGGGCGCAGCAGAGUGCAGGCUGGGGCAGAGUGCAGGCUCGGGGCACGCAAGCAGUAGGGGAUCUGCAGCAGGGGGUAGGGUGCAGUGCAGCAGGGCACAGGCUCCAGUGCAGCAGGGCGCAGGCUUGGGUGGAGCAAGGCACAGGCUUGGGUGCAGUAGGGCGGGGGCUCAGCAAGGCGGACUUGUAAAUUCAUUUUGAUGAACUUCACCCCUCCACCUUUUGAUUUCUUCAAUCGAGUCCCUUGUCUUGAUUUCCUUUUCCGUUUCUUCUUGAAUUUCGCUUUACACGUAACCCCUGAAACAAAAUAAAGAUAUAUUAGUCAA
This is a messenger RNA of Rubroshorea leprosula, 512 nucleotides long. The record is from the annotation of a GenBank genome assembly. Lineage: Eukaryota; Viridiplantae; Streptophyta; Magnoliopsida; Malvales; Dipterocarpaceae.